This is a messenger RNA of Ictidomys tridecemlineatus (thirteen-lined ground squirrel), 3064 nucleotides long. The record is from RefSeq and is a predicted model, not a curated record. NCBI's taxonomy places the organism in Eukaryota, Metazoa, Chordata, Mammalia, Rodentia, Sciuridae.
GCGGGGAGAAGAUACCACCAGCAAAAUGCCCGACAUCAAGGAGAAUGUGCCCGCAAAAGAACCUGGCAGCGGCUCCUGCGAGCCCGAGUCCUCAGAACCGACCCAGGAAGACGAGAACAGCUCCCAGGACAACCCUUCGCUACUUUCAGUUUCAGAUCUGACAGAGACGAUCAAUGAAGUUUCCAAGAUGAGCAGUGAGAUUGGAUUGAAUCGUGAUUUCCAUGGGGAGGAAAAUUUGCCUUCAAAUAGGUCUUCAGAAGAGGGAGGAAAGGAUGCGACCCUUUCACGAGGCAGACCAUUUGCAAAGAUGGGCAAGAAGAAGGAAGAGCUGAGACAGCUCAGUGGUCGUUCGGAAGGCAAGGUCAAGGAGACAAUGCACAAUGACUUUUGGGACCAUCUUAAGGAACAGCUAACAGCUACUCCCCCUGACUUCAGUUGUGCUCUCGAACUUCUGAAAGAAAUCAAAGAGAUCUUGCUGUCACUGCUGUUACCGCGUCAGAACCGCCUGAGAAGUGAGAUCGAAGAGGCUCUGGACAUGGAGUUGAUCAAGCAGGAAGCAGAACACGGAGCCCUGGACGUCCCUUACCUUUCAAAGUACAUCCUCAACAUGAUGACUCUGCUGUGCGCUCCAGUCCGGGAUGAAGCCGUACAGAAGCUCGAGAACAUCACCGACCCCGUUCGGUUACUGAGAGGGAUCUUCCAGGUCCUGGGCCUGAUGAAGAUGGACAUGGUGAACUACACCAUCCAGAGCCUACAGCCACACCUCCAGGAGCACUCCAUUCAGCUGGAGCGGGCCAAAUUCCAGGAACAGCUCAACAAGCAGCCCAGUCUCUUGGACCACACCACCAAGUGGCUGACGCAAGCAGCGGCCGACCUGUCCACUCCACCCUCCGCGGCCCUUGACCCGCCUGACUCCUCCAACGUGGCGGGCCCUGCGCCAAGUGAGGCGGCCAGCAACUCGGAGCCCCUGAGCCCCACGAUGGUGCUGUCCCAGGGCUUCCUGAACCUCCUUCUCUGGGACCCUGAAAACGAAGAGUUCCCCGAGACCCUGCUGAUGGACAGAACCCGGCUGCAGGACCUCGAGUCCCAGUUGCACCAGUUGACCAUCCUGGCCUCGGUCCUGCUCGUGGCCAGCAGUUUCUCUGGCAGCGUUUUGUUUGGUUCGCCCCAGUUUGUGGAUAAACUGAAACGCAUCACCAAGUCCCUGAUGGAGGAAUUUAAGACCAGGCCUGAGGAGGCUAUGAAGACUGUGAGCGAGCAGGUGUCUCAAGAAAUCCACCAAAGCCUCAAGACCAUGGGCCUGGCUGCGCUGAGCAGUGAGAACACGUCCUCUCUGACAGGGCAGCUCGAGAACAUCGCCAAGAAGGAGAACUGCGUCCGCAGCGUCAUUGAUCAGCGGAUCCACUUGUUUCUCAAGUGCUGUUUGGUUCUUGGAGUGCAGCGAUCUCUGUUGGACCUUCCCGGAGGCCUCACCCUCAUUGAGGCAGAGCUGGCGGAACUGGGCCAGAAGUUUGUGAACCUGACACAUCACAACCAGCAGGUGUUCGGCCCCUACUACACGGAGAUCCUCAAGACCCUCGUCUCCCCCACUCAGGCCCUGAGCGCCAAAGUGGAAUCUCUCUGAUAGCACCAGCUCAGAGCCCUGGCAUAUUGGACUCAGGAGAAGGCCAUCAUCUUCCUGGGUAACGUCACCUUGACUGGCAGGGCAGCGAGGCCCGACCCCCACAGCCAGUAUGCCAGGGCUGAAGGGACUAGCAAGUGAAUGCCAACUGGUCCAAACCCAUUCACCAAUGAACAUUCAAGCUGCAAAGUAAAAGAAAAGAAAAACAAAAACAACCCUCCACUCUUCCUGUGCUUCAGCUGAGGUCGGGCCCCGGCCCUCAGCCCAGAGCUAGCUGAGAAGUCAACAGGCCCCAUGUCCCCUUCUUUGGCCUUAGGUCCCCUUUAAGCCUGUGCAGCUGAGCAUCCAAGACACUAGGUCCUAGCAUUAGUUUCUCUUAAGGUGAAGCAUUUCUCUGAGAACUCCCAUGGAAUUAUCCAAGAUGUGAGUCUAAGGACUUCUCGGCCGCCUUUGUUUUGUCCAGCUCAGAUGGGCAGAGGGCAUGGUUGGAAGCAGUUAGGAAGCUCAUGGUCAGGACUAGAUUCCCCUGAAGGUUUCGGAUGAUCCCCGAAGUAAAGGAACAGGAAAAGCCUCAGCUUCGUCUUGAGUCGCAGUUGCAGACUGGCAGCUGGAUGCCCCUGGGCGCUGGGGACAGGGCUCAGCACUCACCGGUCCUCCCAGGUUGUCGGGGUUCAGCUGGGGCCUUUAGGUCAGUUUUCCUGGUCCUGUUCUCUAGCCCAGUGAGUCUCCUGCUCCAUCUCUGAGCUUAGCACACCUCUCUUCAGACAGAGGGAUGAUUGUGCUCAGGGCGCGCGGGCUUCCCUCCAGCUCCCCUCUGUGCUCUGGGAGGGGCUCCUUGUCACUGAUAGACACCGGUGGGGAAGGUUCUAGAAAGACCUGCUUCUCUUGGACUGUAGGUUUCCAACCCAUGGUUUUCAGGCCGACUGAACAGAGCAGCCCCAGCAGAGUGUGGUUGAGAUGAGGCAGGUGUGAUCCAGAUGCGAUCUCUUUGUAGUGGACAAGAGAACAUGAAGGUGCACUAGGGGGCCUUCUCAAGGGGCGGGAAGAUCAGCAACACUCGCAGCGAAGUUCAACACGGAGAAGUUCUAGAUCUAGGGCUCUCCCCUAAUGGAGGCCCUUUGCUAGAGGAUAGAGGCUGGGGGGUGACCAGAAAGCUGGGGGCGUGGAUCAUCCCAAGUUUCCAGUCUCCCACCUGCACAGCCUCAGGACAGGGGAGCCAGAAAAGGUGAGGUGUUGAAUAACAGUGAGGCCUGGUGAACUGGAUUCUCUGGUUUGCAACCAUCUGAUUUUUAAGCCGUCCACAUUUUGGAAGCCUCAGAGUCUUAGAGGCAGGGGUGCUCUUGAGGGAUUCCCGUGGGGAAGAGCGCGGGCUGUGGCGCGAUGCCGGGCUGCAGUAGAACCUGACUUUGUACUCAAUCAUUAAAAUCUGGAAUAAUCAACUGA